CGCUUUUAAUCCGGCAGGAUCCAAACAAGAGAUCUCCAACGGUGUCGUAUCACAUCAUCUUCAAUACUUCAACCAUCCGGAACUCUGGAUUUUGGCAUUUUGCUCCGCAAAACACACACACACACACACACACACCAAAAGCACAUAGUAAUGAUGGGACUAUGAGAUUAGAGAUCCAUCUGAAUCCCAUUUAUUGUCGGAGAGUGUGAUGCAGUGAAAAAAACAAGGAUUUUUUUUGGAGCUUCACCUAUUUUCAUGGGGUUUUUGAGAUUUUGUUGGUUUAUAUCAACCAUCAUUGUUUUCUUCAGUAACCCUACUCCGAUAGCUGCCGGUGACAUUGUUCAUGAUGACAAAUUUGCUCCGAAGAAGCCUGGUUGUGAGAAUGACUUUGUGCUGGUAAAAGUUCAAACAUGGGUUGAUGGUAUUGAAGGUGCUGAGUUUGUUGGCGUUGGUGCUAGAUUUGGAACUACAAUUGUAUCCAAGGAGAAAAAUGCAAACCGCACUAAUCUUACUCAAUCAGUCCCUCAUGAUUGUUGUACUCCACCAAAGAACAAGCUUACUGGUGAUGUCAUCAUGGUGACACGUGGUCACUGUAAAUUCACAACAAAGGCAAACAUUGCACAAGCUGCUGGUGCUUCAGCAGUCCUAAUUAUAAAUAACCAAAGAGAACUGUACAAGAUGGUUUGUGAGCCUGAUGAAACUGAUCUAGACAUACACAUCCCAACAGUCAUGCUUCCACAAGAUGCUGGUGUGGAGUUAGAGAGAUUGUUAUCCAAUCGUUCAUCAAUUUCUGUGCAGUUAUACUCACCACGAAGACCAGUGGUUGACAUAGCCGAAGUGUUUCUGUGGCUGAUGGCAGUUGGUACAAUCUUGUGUGCCUCUUAUUGGUCUGCAUGGAGUGCCAAUGAAGCAGCUAUAGAACAUGAUAAAUUACUAGAGGAUUUUUCAGAGGAGCUCUCAAAUACAAAACUUGUGGGAACAAGUGGUAUUGUGGAAGUAAAUACAAAAUCAGCAGUCUUGUUUGUGAUUGUUGCUUCUUGCUUCUUGGUUCUUCUUUACAAGUUAAUGUCUGCAUGGUUUAUAGAACUUUUAGUGGUCAUCUUCUGCAUUGGAGGCGUUGAGGGAUUGCAAACGUGCAUAGUUGCUUUGCUAUCAAGGUGGUUCAAACAUGCUGCACAACCUUCCAUCAAAGUACCAUUCUUUGGAGCUGUUUCAUAUCUGACCUUGGCUGUUUUGCCUUUCUGCAUAGUCUUUGCUGUUCUUUGGGCAGUGUAUCGUGACUACAAGUUUGCAUGGAUCGGACAAGAUAUACUCGGAAUUGCGCUCAUAGUUACAGUUCUUCAGAUUGUUCAUGUACCUAAUCUCAAGGUUGGGACAGUGUUGCUAGGUUGUGCUUUCUUGUAUGACAUUUUCUGGGUUUUUAUUUCUAAGAAAUUGUUCCAUGAAAGUGUGAUGAUUGUGGUGGCUCGUGGUGACAAAAGUGGGGAGGAUGGCAUCCCGAUGCUGCUAAAGAUACCACGCAUGUUUGAUCCAUGGGGUGGAUUUAGUAUCAUUGGUUUUGGUGACAUUUUGUUACCCGGACUAUUAAUCGCAUUUUCCCUCAGAUAUGAUUGGCUAGCGAAAAAGCACAUUCGAGCUGGAUAUUUCUUAUGGGCAAUGAUUGCUUAUGGAUUAGGUCUCCUUAUAACUUAUGUAGCACUCAAUCUCAUGGAUGGUCAUGGUCAACCAGCAUUGCUAUACAUUGUUCCUUUUACUCUAGGGACCUUUUUGUCCUUGGGAAAGAAGAGAGGGGAUCUUGGAAUUCUAUGGUCAAGUGGUGAACCCGAAAGGGAAUGUCCACAUGUGCGACUCGGCCACUCUCACGCAGCAGAUGAAUAGAAGUGAACUAUCUUAGCAUCUUUGUUAUGUAAUUACAGUCUGUAUGUCCUAAUGUGUAACCGUUUGAAACCAACUGUCCAUCUAUGUUGUAAAAAAAUGGCAAUGGUGGAAUAUCAUGGCUUGUUAAGUA
This is a messenger RNA of Lactuca sativa (garden lettuce), 2008 nucleotides long. It is a transcript of the gene SPPL2, whose product is annotated as SIGNAL PEPTIDE PEPTIDASE-LIKE 2. Gene Ontology annotation, biological process: membrane protein proteolysis. The record is from RefSeq and is a predicted model, not a curated record. NCBI's taxonomy places the organism in Eukaryota, Viridiplantae, Streptophyta, Magnoliopsida, Asterales, Asteraceae. Gene Ontology annotation, cellular component: cytoplasmic side of endoplasmic reticulum membrane; Golgi-associated vesicle membrane; lysosomal membrane. Gene Ontology annotation, molecular function: aspartic endopeptidase activity, intramembrane cleaving.